AUGGCCGAGGAGAUCGCCAAGCUCGUCGAUGCACUCUCGUCGGCGUCGCCCGACGACGAUGCUCUCUCCCAGAGACUUCGCUCAGAUUCCUCCCUCAGCUUAGGGUUCCGCAAGCUCUACUCGAUUCUUAAACGCUGUGUUACUCCGAUUGACGAUGGAGAUGCGGCUGGUGCCAAUUCUAAGCUAGGUCUUCAACAGUUAAACCUCUCCCAAAUUCAAGCUGUUGCUUCCAUAGCAACCGCCGUAGUUCAAGCUACCCGAUCGAUCGCAGUGGAGCACGUGGAGCCGUUAGUUGUAGCAGUGGUGCAGAAGUCCGUGAAAUUUGCUCUAUGUUGCUUGGAGAAGUUAACUUGCGAUGGUGAUGAUUUGAGUAUCCAGAGUAAUAUGGUUCAGCUGUUAGAAAUAGCGCUUGUCGAUAGAGUGGAUAGAGAAUUGGAUUCAUUACAUCCAUACCCACCAAGUGCACUUGUGGACUUGUUGACAACUAUGGCCCUUGAAGAUGAGGCUGUUCAGCUUGAGGAUUAUGUGAGAUGCAUACUUGAAGGCGGAAGGUGCUCAAUUGAAGAAAAAGCAGCUGAUUACAUUCUAAUGAUUAUGGAAUCUGAAAAAUUUCAAUCUGAUGAUGUCGAGAAAUAUUCCGCUAGACGGUCGUUUCGACUUGAUACUAUGAAGUUGAGCACUGUAUCGCGCCAUUAUGCUAAUUUUCAUUUGCAAUGCGUCCGACGUCUUGUGUUCUUCAGCACAGAACUAUUUGGACUUCUUGAACCCUUUGAUGACCAGAUGGCCAGCAUCAAUUUGCGGAAAAAAUUGCCUCUUAUUGUGAGAGUUUUCAAGAUGCUAGGAUAUCUUGUGAAGGAGGAUCCAUGUGUUAAAGUUGAUGGCUCCUUGUUUCAGUCUUUUAUUUCCUUUGCUGGUCGUUUGCCCAAAUUGUUUGGGAUAGAAUUUGAGUUUAUCAGCAGCAGUGCUGUUGUUGAAAGUAGCUUGGAGAGUCUUGCUAUAUUUUUGAUGGAAGAGUUUCUUCAGCUUGUACAGACAGUUUUCCACAGUAGAAGUGUAGUUAAUAACAUCCAAGCAUGCAUAACUGCGUCAAUCUUGGACUAUUUAGAUUCCAGAGUAUGGACAUAUAACAACACUGCUGUUAGCCCUAAACUUCCUCUGGUCUGCUUCCCGCGUGUGGUGAUUUAUCUAUUAAAACUUAUUGUGGAUCUGAAGAAAUAUGCUCAUUACGUUUUUCAGCUUAAAGACAUCAAUCAUGAUGAUUUUGCUGAUAUGAACAUUGGCCAUCCUGCAUGCCAAGUUCGUGCCGCAAAUAUGUUUCUGCUAAAGAAAUACUCGGUUGAGGAGCUAUUGGGAAUGAUUUUCCCUUCAUCAAGACAGUGGGUGUACAAUCUGGUCCAUCUUCUUCUAUUUCUUCAUUCUGAGGGUGUCAAAUUAGGGCCAAAGUUUGAGCGCGCAGGUUCCAAUGUCUUGAAAGCUACUUCUGAACCGGAGAGUGUAGCAUGUCAUGAAGAUGAUGCUCUGUUUGGAGACCUUUUCUCAGAAGGUGGCCGUUCUUUGGGAUCUGUGGAUGGUUCCGAUCUACCUGUGGCUGCAGGUACUUCUGUUUCUAACUUCAGCAAUAUGCCCAGCCAAGCAGCCGCAGAGCUGCUCAGAUUUUUGAAUAAUAAUGUCUUUUCUCCUGAUUGGAAUCGCAUGCUGUAUGAGGAUGCUUGCAAAAAGCUUACUAGAGAUGACAUAGGAAUUUUGCUGUCCUUGAUUAACCAUCAGGCCCAGUAUUCUGAAGAUUGGAUUCCUGAUUCCUGCACAAUUGUUCUAGAACUCUGUUUUGAACUGAUCAAAAAGCUUCUCUCACUCCGAGCUUUGUCUGAUGUGGUUGAAGAAUCUCUGAUUCAGAAAAUACUUGUGAUUGAGAAUGGUGCAUUCAUUUACAAUGAGCAGACCCUUGCUUUGCUUGCACAUGCCCUAAUUUCACGCUCUGGUCCUUCUGGCAGUCACCUUAGGUCCAAGAUAUAUGACAUUUUUAUUGACUUUGUUGUUGAGAAGACAAAAGCAGUAUGUUCCAGCUGCCCCACUCUUCAUGAAGUGCUGGAGACGCUUCCAUCUGUUUUUCACAUUGAGAUCCUUUUGAUGGCGUUCCAUCUGUCUGCCGACAAGGAAAAAUCUUCUCAGAUGAGUGCAAUAUUUUCCUCUAUUAGAACUAUCGAUGCUCCUUCUGGCUGUGACAGCAUGCAACUCACUUGCUGGGCUUUGCUUGUGUCAAGGAUGGUUUUAGUAUUUCGUCACAUGUUAUUUUUUCCUCAUGGUUGUCCACCAUCUUUACCUUUAGAGUUCAGAUCAAAGCUGAGGGGGAGCCCACUAGCUAGAAUGCGUCGUUCUGAUUCAUCUUCUUGGACUCCUUUGAUUCUGGAAAAUGUAACCAAUAUGUGGCAUAAAGAAGCCCCUGCUAGGAGAAUUUUAUUGAGUCAAUUAGUUGAUGUUGCAACCAUUCCAAGUUCUCUUUAUGGGAGUGAUUCAGCUGUUGACUUUUUGAAUUUGUCAUGGAAUGAAUUAUCUGUCUGUUUCUCUUCGAUUCUUGGUUUGUGGAAAGGAAAACAAGCUGGAAAUGUGGAAGACUUAAUUGUUGAAAGGUACAUGUUUCUUCUUUGUUGGGACAUCUGUAUGAUUGAACCAGCAUUAGAGCCUGCACUAAUUUCUUUGAGAGAGUUAGAGCAUUGUGAAGGCAUAGAGGUAGAGCAUUUUAUUGCCUUUAGCAGCUUGGUUUUGGGCCAUGGUGGUGUCGUCAAGCAGAAAGUUGAUUUUCCCCUUGUUGUUAUGGGAUUGCUGCGCCAUCUGCAUGGUUUAUGCUCAUCUGACCUUGUAGACGUUGGCUGGGACUUUUAUUUGGCUGGAUCGUGGUUUUCUCUCAUAUUAUGCGUGUUUGAUGCUGGUAUUUGGGAAUUCUGCAAGAAGAACUCCAUUGAAUCAGGUUGUCCUGGAUGGGGGGGACUUGCUCCCAGGGAUUCUGAGUUUCUCGCUCUGGCUGAAACCCUUGUUUCCAGUUCUUUGGUUGAUGAAAACUUCACCAUGCUGCUUAGGUUGCUGUUGUCCUUCCUGAAGAGAUUUUUGGCUGCUUACCAGAAGGCUUUUCUUCGAACCUUCAGUAAUGGAGACCCCACUGCUGAUGAUAGUUUUUCACCCCUGUUGCUCCUUAAACACACUGGGUUUGAGAAAUCCAAACAGAGUGAGAUUUGUGUGAGGAUGGGGUAUGAUUUGUUCCACCUGGAAUCCUUUUACAAGCUUUUGCCCGAGGUAUCCAAAACCAUUGAGAAAAUAGUUACAGACUGCCGAUCUAAAGUUUACUGGGAAGUUUCAUUGCAUGGUUUCCCAUGUCAUUCCCAGAUUUUCAGUGGAGUUCUUCUCUCUUGCAUUCUUAAUAUCAAGGGAAUUGUUGGUGUGCUAGAUGGACUACUAAAGGUCAAAGGUUUAAACGGAAGUAUUUUUAUGGAGACUGAGCUACGCAAUCAAAUUCUAGAAUCUGUACUUACAAUCAAGUGUGACCGAGUCUUUGAGAUUCUUCAUGGAAAAUGUGAGGCUGCCUACAAAAGCUUGAGUUCAGUUACAGAAGGUCCUGAAUACAGCAGCGUGUUCAUAAUGAAGAACUUGGAGGGGUUUCUGCGUCAUGUCAACCAAACUGGGGCUGAUAGCAGUAUUCAUGAGGGUUUAAUUACCUAUUUUAUUGACAUUCUCAGUGACCUCAAAAGGGAUACCUCAAAAGCUCUCGUACUCAAGUAUUUCCUCUCAGAUGAGGACAUGUCUGAACCCUUCCAGAAUUUUUGUGGAGCACCUCGGUGUGAUUUGUUGGUUCUUAUUGAUUCGUUGGAUUGUUGCAAUUCUGAGCCUGUCAAUGUAAAAGUCAUCAACUUUUUCGUGGAUCUUUUGUCCGGAGAUAUGCAUCUUGAUGUCAAACAGAGAUUACAGCGAAAAUUCCUUGCCAUGGACUUAUCAAGCCUGUCAAGGUGGCUGGAACAGAGGCUUCUCGGAUCUGUGUUGGAGUCGUCCAGUGGGCUUUUCUGCACUAAAGAGUCGUCAGUCUCUUUGAGGGAGUCCACAAUGAAUCUCAUUAUGUGCCUUUUAUCUCCUCCAGCAGAAUCUAUUUCCCAAGAACUGCGCAGGCAUAUCUUUGAAGCUAUGCUGCUUCCACUUGAUGGCGCUUUUCUGCAUUUUGAUGUUGGCAUAGCCAAGUCUUAUUUUAACUUUUCGCUUCAGCUCUCCAGAGGAGAUAUGUUGAUCAGACAACUUUUGCAAAGAACAGUCUCUCUAAUAGAGAAACUUAGUGGUGAUGAAGGCCGCCUUCCAGGAUUAAAGUUUAUAUUUGGCUUUCUGUCUGCUGUAUUGAGUGAGAGUGGAUACAUCAAGAAUACAGUGGAUAAAUCUUCACUAAGAACUAGUUCUAGAAGUGCUUCUGGGGUUGGGCCUCUAACAUCAAGACCUGUUAACGCAGAUGCUUUGAUGAUUUCUGCCAAUCAAGGAGCUACACCAGCUAUAGACUGUGAUGCUACUUCUGUGGACGAGGACGAGGAUGAUGGUACAUCUGAUGGGGAUGUGGGUAGUAAUUUAGACAAAGAUGAUGACGAGGAUGGUAACAGUGAAAAGGCCCUUGCAUCUAAAGUUUGCACAUUUACAUCCAGUGGUAGCAAUUUCAUGGAACAACAUUGGUACUUCUGUUACACUUGUGACCUGACUGUCUCUAAAGGUUGCUGCUCUGUCUGUGCAAAGGUUUGUCACCGUGGUCACCGCGUGGUUUAUUCUCGCUCUAGUCGCUUCUUCUGUGAUUGUGGGGCUGGGGGUGUGCGUGGCAGCAGUUGUCAAUGCUUGAAGCCCCGAAAAUUCACCAGAGGUCCUGAUUCACCCAGUCAAGAUGCAGGUGGUAACCUUGAAUCUUUUCUACCUUUCCCAGAAAGUGCAGAUCAGCUUCCUGAGAGCGAUUCAGAUGUUGAGGAGGAUGCUUUAGUUGAACAGGAUCAUUCUAUAAAGCUAUCUUUUCCAAAGGAAUUUCAAGAUGGAAUGCCAAAUUUCAUUGGGGAAACUGAUCUUGAAGAUCGUGUCUUACAACUUUGUUCUGCUGUGCUGCCAUCAAUAACAGCCAGAAGGGACUCGAACCUUUCGAGGGAACAGAAGAUCGACUUAGGGGCAGAUAAAGUGCUUUCCCAUGGAGCGGAGCUUUUGCAAUUGAAGAAGGCUUACAAAAGUGGGUCAUUAGACUUGAAGAUAAAGGCAGAUUACUCUAAUUCAAAGGAACUUAAAACCCACUUAGCUAGUGGUUCUCUUGUGAAAUCCUUACUUAGUGUUAGUAGUCGAGGUCGACUUGCUGUUGGAGAAGGUGAUAAAGUUGCCAUUUUUGAUGUUGGGCAGCUGAUUGGACAAGCCACCACUGCACCUGUGACUGCUGACAAGGCUAAUGUGAAGCCUCUUUCAAAAAAUAUUGUCCGUUUUGAGAUUGUACAUAUCAUUUUCAAUCCCGCAGUUGAUAAUUAUCUUGCUGUUGCUGGCUUUGAAGAUUGCCAGGUGCUCACGGUAAAUCACCGAGGUGAGGUGACAGACCGUUUAGCUGUUGAACUUGCUCUGCAAGGUGCAUAUAUCAGGCGCUUAGACUGGAUACCAGGCUCACAGGUCCAUCUAAUGGUCAUCACCAACAAAUUUGUGAAAAUAUAUGACUUAUCUCAGGAUAACAUUAGCCCUAUGCAUUACUUCACAUUGCCUGAUGACAUGAUUGUGGAUGCAACGGUUAUUAUGGCUACCCAGGGAAGGGUAUUCCUAAUAGUCCUUGCAGAGAGUGGUAACUUGUACAGGUUAGAGUUAUCCAUGAAAGGAAAUGUUGGUGUCAAAGCAUUGAAGGAAACUAUAAAAACUAAAGGCAAAGACCAUUCCAAGGGCCUGUCCUUGCACUUCUCAACGUCCCACAAGCUUCUUUUUGUGUCUUAUCAAGAUGGGACUACCUUGAUUGGUCGGCUGAAUUCCAAUGCAACAUCCAUGGCUGAAGUGUGUGCCUUAGUUGACAAUGAACCAGAUGGGAAGCUCCGACCAGCUGGAUUGCAUCACUGGAAAGAGUUGCUAGAUGGAAUUGGUUUGUUCUUUUGCUUUUCAAGUUUGAAAGCAAAUGCUUCAUUUGUUGUCUCUAUUCGUGAGUGCGAAUUACUCUGCCAAAAUAUGCGGCAUUCAGUUGGUUCAAAUUCUCCAUUGGUUGGGAUUACUGCUUACAAACCCCUCUCCAAAGACAAGAUCCACUGUCUUACUUUGCACGAUGAUGGAAGCCUUCAGAUAUACCUACAUGUUCCUUUGGGGGUUGACAAUAGUGUGGCUGGUGUCUCUGAGAUUGUGAAGAAGUUGGGUUCUGGAAUUCUUAGCAAUAAAACUUAUGGAGGUGUUAAACCUGAAUUUCCUCUUGAUUUUUUUGAGAAAACAGUUUUGAUUACACCAGAUGUGAAACUGAGCGGUGAUGCUAUCAGAAAUGGUGACUCUGAAGGAGCUAAACAAACAUUGGCAUCUGAAGAUGGAUAUUUGGAGGGCUCUAGCCCUUCUGGUUUUAAGAUCACUGUUUCUAAUCCUAACCCUGAUAUUGUCAUGGUUGGCUGCCGUGUGCAUGUUGGUAAUACAUCAGCAAAUCAUAUUCCUUCUGAAAUUAAUGUAUUCCAGCGAGUGAUAAAAUUGGAUGAGGGAAUGAGGUCUUGGUAUGAUAUUCCAUUCACGGUAGCUGAAUCUCUUCUUGCUGAUGAAGAGUUUUCUAUAUCUGUUGGCCCACCCUUCGGUGGAUCUGCGUUGCCACGGAUAGAUUCUUUGGAAGUUUAUGGUCGGGCUAAGGAUGAAUUUGGCUGGAAGGAAAAAAUGGAUGCAAUUUUAAACAUGGAGGCACGCACACUUGGCUCUAAUUCAUGGGGUUCAGCAUCAGGGAGGAAGUCUCGUGCUACUCAAACUGCUCCUCUCCAGGAGCAGGUAAUGGCUGAAGGCCUUAAGCUCCUAUCAAGGAUCUAUUCCUGCAAGUCAGAAGAAUGCUCAAAAGUUGAAGAAGUGAACAAACUCAAGUGUCAUAAAUUACUGGAAACCAUAUUUGAGAGUGACAGAGAACCUUUAUUGCUGACAUCUGCCUGUCGUGUCUUGCAGGCUUUAUGCCCCAAAAGGGAGAUUUAUCACCAAGUUAAGGAUGCCCUGCGGCUCUCUGGAGUGGUGAAAUCAACUUCCAACCUUUCUUCCAAACUGGGGACAGGUGGGAAUGCUCCGGGUUGGAUUAUUGAGGAGUUCACAGCACAAAUGCGUGCAGUUUCUAGGAUUGCGUUGCAUCGGCGCUCUAAUUUAGCUGCUUUCCUCGAGACAAAUGGUUCUGAAGUAAUUGAUGGCCUCAUGCAAGUGCUAUGGGGCAUUUUGGACCUAGAGCAUCCUGACACACAGACAAUGAAUAAUAUAGUUGUGUCUUCUGUGGAACUAAUAUAUAGUUAUGCUGAGUGUUUGGCAUUGAAUGCGAAUGAGACCGACAGGCACUCUGUAGGUCCUGCUGUUUCAUUGUUCAGGGAACUCCUGUUCUCCGCAAAUCAGGCUGUUCAAACUUCCAGCAGCCUUGCGAUAUCUUCGAGAUUGCUCCAGGUUCCUUUUCCAAAGCAAACCAUGUUAGUUGCUGAAGAUGUUUCAGAAAAUGCAGCACCUGCUCCUGUGCAGGCUGAUAUUACAAGUGCAACUACUGGAAACACUCAUAUUAUGGUUGAAGACGACAAUAUUACGUCUUCUGUUCAAUACUGUUGUGAUGGCUGCUCUACUGUUCCAAUUCUAAGGCGAAGGUGGCAUUGUACUAUUUGCCCUGACUUUGAUUUGUGUGAGGCAUGCUAUGAAGUAUUAGAUGCAGAUCGCCUUCCUCCACCUCAUUCGAGAGAUCAUCCUAUGACAGCAAUUCCCAUUGAAGUGGAAUCAUUGGGUGUUGAGGGCAAUGAAAUCCACUUCAGUGCAGAUGAUCUGGGGGAUCCAAAUUUGUUGACAAUCCAACCGAAUGUCAGCAUACAGAAUACUGCUUCCUCUAUCCAUGAUUUAGAACAGGGGGAGCCUGCAGAGUUUUCCGGUUCAGUGUUUGAUCCUGUUACUAUUUCUGCUUCCAAAAGAAUCGUGAAUUCUUUAGUUCUAUCUGAGCUGCUGGAUCAACUCAAAGGAUGGAUGCAGACUACUUCAGGAGUUCGCGCUAUCCCAGUCCUGCAACUUCUUUUCAGGUUGUCAUCAGCUACUGGUGGACCAUUUGAUAAUGGCUUGGAGUCAGAAAGCUUGGAUUUGGAGAAGUUAGUAAGGUGGUUUUUGGAUGAGAUUAAUCUGAACAAGACUUUUGCUGCUAGAAAUCGUUCUCCAUUUGGUGAAGUUGUAAUUCUUGUCUUUAUGUUCUUCACUCUGAUGCUUCGAAAUUGGAAUCAACCUGGCGGCGAUGCUUCUGUACAGAAACAAGGUAGUACAGUUGAUUCAAAUGAGAAAAAUCUUGUCCAAAGUUUGCCUUCCGCUGCUGUUCAUAGCCAAGAGAAAUCUGACUCUGUUUCACAUCUCGUUCGAGCAUGUGGACUACUUAGGCAGCAGACCUUUGUAACUUAUUUAAUGGACAUAUUACAGCAGCUCGUCCACGUCUUUAAGUCCUCGCAUGUAAAUACUGACAGUUCAACUGGCUCCAAUCCUGGUUCUGGAUGCGGUUCUCUGUUAACCAUCAGAAGAGAUCUACCAGCUGGUAAUUUUGCACCAUUCUUUUCAGAUGCAUAUGCUAAGUCUCACCGAACUGAUAUAUUUGCUGACUACCCAAGGCUGUUGUUGGAGAAUACUUUCCGGCUUGUUUACAGUCUUAUUCGGCCAGAAAAGCAUGAUAAGGGUGGGGAGAAAGAUAAGUUUUCCAAGACUUCUAAUAAAGAUUUGAAGCUUGAUGGGUAUCAAGAUAUCUUGUGUAGCUACAUCAACAACCCGCAAACCACUUUUGUGAGAAGAUAUGCGAGAAGGCUUUUUCUGCAUCUCUGUGGCAGUAAAACUCAUUACUACAGUGUUCGAGACACGUGGCAAUUUUCAAGUGAAGUAAAGAAGCUAUACAAACAUGUUAACAAAUCUGGUGGCUUUCAAAGUACUAUCUCUUACGAGAGAAGUGUCAAGAUUGUCAAGUGUCUCUCAACCUUGGCUGAAGUUGCUGCAGCACGUCCGAGAAAUUGGCAGAAGUAUUGUAUGCGGCAUACGGAUGUUUUAACGUUCCUUAUGAAAGGAGUUUUCUAUUUUGGGGAAGAGUGUGUUGUCCAGUCUUUGAAACUAUUGUGUUUGGCUUUUUAUACUGGAAAAGAUGCGCACCAAUCUUUGCAAAAAUCUGAAGGCGGAGAAGCAGGAGUAAGCUCAAACAGGUCUGGUUCGCAGCCUUUGGAAUCAAAAAAAAAGAAGAAAGGUGAAGAUGGAGCUGAAUCUGGCCUGGAAAAGUCCUAUUUGGACAUGGAAUCAGUAGUAGGUAUCUUUACUGAAAAUGAUGGUGAUGCUUUGAAGCAAUUCGUUGACUUGUUUCUCCUCGAGUGGAAUUCAAGUUCCGUUCGUGUUGAAGCUAAGGGUGUUCUAAAUGGUAUCUGGCAUCAUGGUAACCAGCCGUUCAAGGAAACUAUGUUAACGGUUCUUUUGCAGAAAGUUAAAUCUCUUCCAAUGUAUGGCCAGAAUAUUACUGAAUACACACAACUUGUUACCUCAUUGCUAGGGAGGAGUUCUGAAAAUACUGCAAAGCAACAGACAAAUGAGAUCAUAGACAAAUGCUUGACCCCUGACGUGGUUAGGUGCAUGUUUGAGACUCUUAGGUCCCAGAAUGAUUUGUUGGCUAACCAUCCCAACUCCCGUAUAUAUAAUACGCUAAGUAGUUUGGUGGAGUUUGAUGGUUAUUAUCUUGAAAGUGAGCCUUGUGUUGCGUGCAGCUCUCCGGAGGUUCCCUAUAGCAGGAUGAAGCUUGAAAGUUUGAAAUCAGAAACAAAGUUCACAGACAAUCGCAUUAUUGUGAAAUGUACUGGAAGCUAUACUAUUCAGAGUGUGACCAUGAAUGUUCAUGAUGCUCGCAAAUCGAAAUCAGUAAAAGUCCUGAACCUUUACUACAACAAUAGACCUGUGGCUGACCUAUCAGAGUUGAAAAAUAAUUGGUCAUUGUGGAAGCGUGCAAAAACUUGUCAUCUUGCCUUUAAUCAGACAGAGCUCAAAGUUGAUUUCCCUAUCCCGAUCACUGCUUGCAAUUUCAUGAUUGAGUUAGAGUUCUUCUAUGAAAAUCUUCAAGCUUUAUCACUUGAGCCACUGCAGUGCCCACGUUGUAGUCGGCCUGUUACUGACAAGCAUGGUAUCUGCAGCAACUGCCAUGAGAAUGCUUACCAGUGUCGGCAAUGCCGAAACAUCAAUUAUGAGAAUCUUGAUUCAUUCCUGUGUAAUGAAUGUGGUUAUAGCAAAUAUGGUCGUUUUGAGUUCAAUUUCAUGGCAAAGCCAAGUUUCACCUUUGAUAAUAUGGAAAAUGAUGAGGAUAUGAAGCGUGGAUUGGCAGCAAUAGAAUCUGAAUCAGAAAAUGCUCACCGGAGGUACCAACAGCUUUUAGGAUUCAAAAAACCUUUGCUGAAGAUAGUAUCUAGUAUUGGUGAGAAUGAAAUGGACUCUCAGCAGAAAGACUCUGUUCAACAGAUGAUGGUUUCCUUGCCUGGACCGUCAUGUAAGAUAAACCGUAAAAUUGCUCUUCUCGGUGUCUUGUACGGUGAGAAGUGUAAAGCAGCUUUUGAUUCUGUCAGCAAAAGUGUUCAAACACUUCAAGGUCUUAGACGGGUUCUAAUGAAUUAUUUGCAUCUAAAGCACUCUGAUAGUGCCGUGGCUUCCUCUAGGUUCGUUGUAUCAAGGUCAGCUAACAGUUGCUAUGGUUGUGCAACUACGUUUGUCUCACAAUGCCUUGAGAUGUUGCUGGUGCUUUCAAAACAUCCGACUUCGAAAAAACAGCUUGUCACAGCAGGAAUCUUGUCUGAAUUGUUUGAAAAUAACAUCCACCAAGGCCCAAAAACUGCUCGGGUCCAGGCCAGGGCUGCACUCUGUGCUUUCUCUGAGGGCGAUGUGAAUGCAGUGGCUGAGUUGAAUGGUUUAAUUCAAAGGAAGGUCAUGUAUUGCCUUGAGCAUCACCGGUCAAUGGACAUUGCAUUGGCAACCCGUGAAGAGUUGUUAUUACUCUCGGAUGUCUGUUCUUUGGUUGAUGAAUUUUGGGAGGGGAGAUUAAGGGUUGCAUUCCAGUUGUUGUUUUCUUCCAUCAAAUUGGGUGGCAAGCAUCCAGCUAUAUCCGAGCAUGUUAUUCUCCCUUGCCUGAGGAUCAUAUCCAUAGCAUGUACUCCUCCGAAACCUGAUGCAGGAGAGAAAGAACCACCAAAUGGAAAAUCUGCUACAGUUUCACAAUUGAAAGAUGAGAAACGAUCAAAUGUAACCGCAUCUGUUGCACAAAGUAGUGGAAACAAAGUUGUCACCGAGUCAUCGGAAAAGAGCUGGGACGGGUCACAAAAGACGCAAGAUAUUCAAUUGUUAAGCUAUUCAGAGUGGGAAAAAGGGGCAUCAUAUCUUGAUUUUGUCAGGAGGCAGUAUAAAGUGUCACAGGUGGUCAAAAGUGGUCCUAGAGCUCGAUCUAACAGAUAUGAUUACCUGGCUCUGAAAUAUGUGCUCAAGUGGCGACGGCGUGCUUGCAAGUCUCAGAGCGGCAUAGCUUCAUUUGAAUUGGGAUCUUGGGUCACAGAACUUAUACUAAGUGCUUGUUCGCAGUCUCUAAGAUCAGAGAUGUGCAUGCUACUCAGUUUGCUUUGGGGACAAAGUUCAUCCCGACGGUAUCGGUUGUUAAAUUUACUUAUGUCUUUGUUACCAGCGACUUUGGCUGCUGGUGAAAAUGCUGCUGAGUAUUUUGAAUUGCUUUUUAAGAUGAUAGAAUCAGAAGAUGCACGACUCUUUGUAACUGUACGUGGGGGCCUGGCUACAAUAUGCGAGCUGAUUACACAAGAAGUUAAUAACAUUGAAUCUUUUGAGAGGAGUCUGCAUAUCGACAUCUCUCAAGGAUUCAUUCUUCACAAGCUUAUUGAGCUACUUGGAAAAUUUUUGGAAGUCCGGAACAUUAGAUCCCGGUUUAUGAGGGAACAGUUUCUGGCGAAACUUCUUGAGGCACUUAUUGUGAUUAGGGGAUUGAUUGUACAAAAAACAAAGCUCAUUUGUGAUUGUAAUCGUCUUCUCAAAGAUCUUUUGGAUAGUCUUCUGCUCGAGAGUGAGGAAAAUAAACGUCACUUUAUCCAGGCAUGCAUGCACGGUCUACAAAUUCAUGGGGAGGAGAGAAAAGGACGUAAUUCUAUGUUCAUCUUGGAGCAGCUCUGCAAUCUCAUUUCUCCUUCAAAACCGGAGGCUGUUUGUCUUCUUAUAUUGAACAAGGCGCAUACUCAGGAAGAAUUUAUCAGGGGAUCAAUGACAAAAAAUCCUUAUUCCAGUGCUGAGAUUGGUCCUCUGAUGCGUGAUGUUAAAAACAAAAUUUGCCACCAAUUGGAUCUUUUGGGUCUACUUGAAGAUGACUACGGCAUGGAACUCCUUGUAGCAGGCAAUAUCAUCUCUCUUGAUUUGAGUAUUUCCCAAGUCUAUGAGCAAGUCUGGAAGAAAUCCAACAAUCAGUCUUCCAAUGCAUUAGCCGGAACAACAUUGCUUCAAUCUGGUAAUGGUGUAUCAAGCAGGGAUUACCCACCAAUGACAGUGACUUAUCGACUUCAGGGACUGGAUGGAGAAGCUACAGAGCCUAUGAUCAAGGAGUUGGAUGAGGACAGAGAAGAAUCUCAAGAUCCUGAGGUCGAGUUUGCAAUAGCUGGUGCUGUCCGUGAAUGUGGCGGUCUGGAAGUUCUCCUGGCGAUGGUUCAGCGGUUACGGGAUGAUUUAAAGUCCAACCAAGAGCAGCUGGUUGCGGUGCUUAAUCUGCUUAUGCUAUGUUGCAAGACUAGAGAAAACAGACGAGCUUUACUGAGAUUGGGAGCUUUGAGUUUGCUCCUUGAAACAGCUAGACGUGCUUUCUCAGUGGAUGCGAUGGAGCCUGCUGAGGGAAUUUUAUUAAUUGUGGAGAGCCUGACUUUGGAGGCCAAUGAGAGUGACAGUAUUAGUAUAGCACCUGGUGUUGCUACUGUUUGUAGCGAAGAAAUUGGUACGAGUGAGCAAGCUAAGAAAAUAGUCUUGAUGUUCCUGGAAAGGUUAUCUCAUCCGGUAGGUGCUAAGAAAUCGGGCAAACAACAGCGGAAUACAGAAAUGGUUGCAAGAAUUUUGCCAUAUCUGACCUAUGGUGAGCCCACAGCAAUGGAAGCACUGAUUGAACAUUUUGAGCCCUACUUAAGAAACUGGAUUGAAUUUGAUAGGCUGCAAAAACAGUGUGAAGACAACCCAAAGGAUGAAAACAUGGCUCAACAAGCAAAUAAACAAAAAUUUGCUCUUGAGAAUUUUGUGAGAGUUUCGGAGUCUUUGAAGACAAGUUCCUGUGGAGAAAGAUUAAAGGACAUUAUAUUAGAAAAAGGGAUAACAGGAGCUGCUGUCAAACAUUUGAAGGAUACCUUUGCAUGUACCGGACAGGCUGGCUUCAAAUCUAGUGCAGAAUGGCAACUGGGUCUUAAAUUACCCUCAGUUCCUCUUAUUUUAUCCAUGUUAAGGGGAUUGUCACUUGGGCAUCUAGCUACUCAAACAUGCAUAGACAAUGGUGGGAUUUUACCUUUGCUCCAUACUUUGGAAGGUGUACCCGGUGAAAAUGAGAUCGGUGCCAGGGCUGAGAACUUGUUGGACAUGCUCUCUGACAAAGAGGGUACAGGUGAUGGAUUUCUUACUGAGAAGGUUCACCAACUCAGGCAUGCCACAAGGGAUGAGAUGAGGCGUCGAGCUUUAAGGAAGAGAGAAGAAUUGCUCAAGGGUCUGGGGAUGCGGCAAGAAUCCUCUUUAGAUGGUGGGGAGCGUAUCGUGGUUGCUCAGCCCGUUCUUGAAGGUUUGGAAGACGUGGAAGAAGAAGAAGAAGGACUGGCUUGCAUGGUUUGUCGAGAGGGUUAUCGAUUGAGACCCACUGACUUACUGGGGGUUUAUACUUACAGUAAACGGGUAAAUCUUGGUAUUGGAGCAUCAGGGAAUGCUCGUGGUGACACUGUGUAUACAACUGUCAGUCAUUUCAACAUCAUACACUUCCAGUGCCAUCAGGAAGCUAAAAGGGCAGAUGCUGCACUCAAAAAUCCGAAAAAGGAAUGGGAUGGUGCUGCUCUCAGAAAUAAUGAGACACUCUGCAAUAAUCUGUUCCCUGUGAGAGGUCCAUCGGUUCCAUUAUCUCAAUAUCUACGAUACAUUGACCAGUAUUGGGAUUACCUUAAUGCUCUUGGGCGUGCUGAUGGAAGCCGUCUUCGUCUGCUGACUUAUGACAUCGUUUUGAUGCUUGCACGAUUUGCGACUGGUGCUUCAUUUAGUGCUGAUAGUAGAGGUGGGGGAAAAGAAAGUAACUCCCGCUUCUUACCUUUCAUGAUUCAGAUGGCUCGCCAUCUUGUUGACCACGACACUUCUCAGCGUCAGGCAAUGGAGAGAUCUGUCGCAACCUACUUGGCAUCAUCCAUUCUAGAACCAAGAGCAUCAAGUCCUGGGACUCCAUCCUCCACUGCUACAGAGGAAACUGUGCAGUUCAUGAUGGUGAGUUCUCUUUUGGCAGAAUCUUAUGAGUCAUGGUUGCAACAUCGCCGCGCCUUCUUGCAGCGCGGGAUAUACCAUGCUUAUAUGCAGCAGACUCAUGGGAGGCCAAGCAACCGAUCGCCCAGUGCAACAAGUAGUCCAUCAAGAUCUGAUGUGGCUGGGACAAGUGGGGCGCACACAGGUGGACAUGAUGAGUUAUUGCAACUCAUUCAACCAAUGCUUGUAUACACUGGUUUGAUUGAGCAAUUGCAGCAUUUCUUCAAGGUUAAGAAGUCUUCUCAGGCUCAAGUGUUGCCCAAGGCGUUGGAAGUGGAAGAUGAGAAUAGGAAGUUAGAAUUAUGGGAGGUGGUCAUGAAAGAGAGGCUGUUGAAUGUAAAGGAGAUGCUUGGUUUUUCCAAGGAGUUGUUGUCAUGGCUUGACGAAGUAACUUCGGCCACGGAUUUGCAGGAAGCAUUCGAUAUAAGUGGCAUGUUGUCUGAUGUGCUUUCGGGUGGUUUUACGCGAUGUGAAGACUUUGUAAAUGCUGCAAUAAGUUCCGGGAGGACCUGA
This is a messenger RNA of Oldenlandia corymbosa var. corymbosa, 15225 nucleotides long. Lineage: Eukaryota; Viridiplantae; Streptophyta; Magnoliopsida; Gentianales; Rubiaceae. The record is from the annotation of a GenBank genome assembly.